Messenger RNA from Sphenostylis stenocarpa, 1098 nucleotides. NCBI's taxonomy places the organism in Eukaryota, Viridiplantae, Streptophyta, Magnoliopsida, Fabales, Fabaceae. The record is from the annotation of a GenBank genome assembly.
AUGGUGUGCAUUCACGACAAUGAAAAUCUCCCUACAAUCCUCAACCUAUUAGAAGCAUCCUAUGCUAGUAAAGAGAGCAGGGUUGCAGUUACAACAUUAUUCCUAGUUGAGCUUCAAGGAAGAGCCAGACCUAUUCUUGUUGCUAACCAAGCCCAUAGUAGCUUAGAUCCAGUCUCAUGCAACUCAAAUCACAUUGACAAUGCCUUGAGGCAAUAUGCACAACAAAAUGAAGGAUAUGUCUCCGUUCAAUCUUUCACUUCAAUCUCCACAUUUGAAACGAUGCAUGAUGAUGUUUGUAGAAUUUCGCUAGAACAUGGAGCCAACAUUUUGAUCUUGCCGUUCCAUAAGAGGUGGGAAAUUGAUGGCACCGUUGACGUUGCACAUAGGUCCAUCCAAACCAUGAACAUUAAUGUCCUUGAAAGGGCACCAUGUUCUGUGGGAAUUCUGGUUGAUAGGGGCAUCCUUAGUGCUUCUCCUUCACUCUUGAUGGCUAAAGCAGCAUACUAUAUUGGUGUGUUCUUCACUGGUGGUGCAGAUGACGAGGAGACACUAGCGUAUUGCACUAGAAUGGUUAGGCAUGAGUGUGUGUAUGUAACUGUGGUUCGGUUCCUUCUAUUUGGUGAGGAAAACUCCAAGGAUAGAAAACAUGACAGUGAUCUUAUAGAUGAAUAUAGACACCACAAUGCUGGAAAUCGUAGGUUUGAGAUUUUGGAUGAAGUUGUGAAAGAUGGGAUAGAUCUUACUACAUGUAUAAGAAGAUUGGUAGAUUAUUUUGAUCUUGUGAUGGUGGGGAGGCAACAUCCUGAUAGUGUAUUGUUUGAAGGACAUGAUAAUUGGAGUGAAUGUCAAGAGCUAGGGGUCAUUGGGGACAUGCUAGCUUCACCAGAUUUUGUAACCAAGGCGUCGGUGUUGGUGGUGCAACAACCGAGAACAAUAGGGAAGUUUGUUAAAUGUAAUGUGAAUAUGAAUCCGGUGCCAAAGGAGAGAGACCAACUAUUUUCACCGUUUAGUUUUUUAUUUCGUCUUCUGUGGGUGGAAAAAUCGAGCUCUGACCGUGAUUCUGCUCCAAUUUGCUGGAAUCCCAAGCAGUUUCGGUAA